UGCCCGUUUUGCUUGCUGCCCUGGGCUCUGUUGAAGAUGCUUUACUCUUCUUUUCUCUGCCGGACUCAAUUUCUUCUUCUUCUUCUUCAGCUCAAUGCCGCUUCAGAUGCUGACGCCCAGUGAUUUUCUCCACGUGAGUGGUUACUAAGUUUAUCCUGUUAGUUGCAUUGGAUUGGGCAUUUCAAUGGGGGGCGAAACGGCGAACGGGUCAUGGUUCAGCGUAUUUUGGCCUGUCUCUCGCAAGACUGCUCUUGACAACAAGGCGUCAAUCGGAAUUUUGGCAUCAGAAGUUGCCAGCUUGAUGCUAAAAGUAGUCAAUUUGUGGCGUUCUCUGAGUGAUGUGGAGGUAAUGAGUCUGAGAGAAGACAUUAUAAAUUCAGUUGGGCUUAAGAUUCUGGUGUCUGGUAAUGAUGAUUUCUUAAUGGAACUUGCAUUGAAUGAGAUGCUUGAUAAUUUUGAAUAUCUCGCAAGGUCUGUGGCCAGGUUGGGUAAAAGGUGCACUGAUCCGGUAUACCAUCGUUUUGAACAUUUUGUUGAUAACCCGGCCCAGUAUAGCUUUCAAUGGUCUGGAUGGGAAUAUAAAUCUAAAAAGAUGGAGAAGAAGGUUAAAAAAAUGGAAAGAUUUGCUGCUGCUAUGACACAAUUGUCCCAAGAGCUCGAGGUCCUUGCUGAGCUUGAACAAACAUUCAGGAGAAUGCAGGCAAAUCCUGAGCAGAGCCGAGUAAAAUUGCUUGAGUUCCAGAAAAAGGUCGCAUGGCAGCGCCAAGAAGUGAAAAAUCUAAGACACAUGUCUCCUUGGAAUAGAAGUUAUGAUUAUAUCGUCCGGUUGCUGGCAAAAUCACUCUUAACAGUACUUGAGAGGAUCAUACAUGUUUACGGAAAUAGUCAUCUGUCAACUCAGCAACAGAAUGAUUGUCCAGACAUGGAUGCUAGUCAUCUUCCACGCAGCCUUUCCUUUUCUGUUCCAACCCAUUCUUCUUUUAACUCAUCGUAUAAUCAGUUUCAUGGAUUUCAUUCAGAACCACUUGGAAGCAUGCCAGUGUCGAACUCAGACUCUGUAACUGACAAGAGCAAAAGAGCAAACACGCUUCAACAAGCUCUUAAUGCAACUGCCUUACGUGGAAAGCAUCUUCGUUCAGCAAGCAAACAAUUAGCUCAUAUUGGUCCCUUCAAAGGAUGCAUGUGGGUAGGAAAUGAGUCUCCUGUUGUACAGAGCUGCAUGCCAACAACUGGAGGUUCUAUGAGGUUGAAUGACUGCCAUAUGAAAAGUGUUGAUAAAAUGAACGUUGUGGAUAAAUUAUCUCUCUCUUGUAGGAAUAGAAUAUAUUCUAGAUUAUCCAUCAAAGGUCGAUUAAAGCCAGCUCCAAUUACCCUUGGCGAUUCUGCUUUGGCUCUUCAUUAUGCAAACGUUAUCAUAUUAAUAGAGAGAAUGGUAUCAUCGCCUCAGUUGGUUGACCUUGAAACCAGAGAUGAUCUGUAUAAUAUGUUACCAGCAGCUAUGAGAAGUGCUCUGAGAGCUAAGCUAAAGUGGUGCACCAAAAAUAAGGAUGCUUCUAUCUAUGAUGCUAAUCUUGCAGAAGGAUGGAUACAGGCACUCGCGCAAAUGCUAGAAUGGUUGGCUCCACUCGCUCAUAACAUGAUAAAAUGGCAUUCUGAGAGGAAUUUUGAGAAGGAGUAUACCACUUCAAGAGCAAAUGUUUUACUUGUCCAAACGCUUUACUAUGCGAACCAACCAAAAACUGAAGCUGCAAUGAUAGAGCUUCUUGUUGGCCUGAAUUAUGUAUGCAGGAUAGAUAGAGAAAUUGGCAGAAGAGAUACGGCUGAGUUUGGUGGUGCUAGAUCUUGUAAUGGUGUUUGUUUGGGAAAGAAUGAUAUCUGUAAUGAAUAUGCUUAGAGUUGGACAGUGACAGUGUAGUCCUCAUGGCUCACAGGAAGGUGUGAUCGGCAUUGUAUAGCUCUCAUUGCAAAUGGGAGGGUAAAGGAUUUGCCGUUCAGCACUUUUAGGGCUCCGACAUGUUGAAGCUCAGGUUACGUUUCGUUGUAUCAUUUAAGACAGCGUAUGUACAUGCAUUCAGAUACAAUCUUACAUGAUUCCAAGCGAAAGAGGGCUUCUUUUAAUAUCACU
Molecule: messenger RNA, 2125 nt
Organism: Neltuma alba
Lineage: Eukaryota; Viridiplantae; Streptophyta; Magnoliopsida; Fabales; Fabaceae
Exons: 2
Coding region: 185-1894 (569 amino acids)
Biological process (GO): positive regulation of growth
Source: RefSeq, a predicted model, not a curated record